Molecule: messenger RNA, 1720 nt
Organism: Notolabrus celidotus (New Zealand spotty)
Lineage: Eukaryota; Metazoa; Chordata; Actinopteri; Labriformes; Labridae
Gene: hoxc5a
Product: homeobox C5a
Exons: 2
Coding region: 200-889 (229 amino acids)
Biological process (GO): regulation of transcription by RNA polymerase II; anterior/posterior pattern specification
Cellular component (GO): nucleus
Molecular function (GO): DNA-binding transcription factor activity, RNA polymerase II-specific; RNA polymerase II cis-regulatory region sequence-specific DNA binding
Source: RefSeq, a predicted model, not a curated record
GCAGCGCACGUCGGAUCAAGAAUUAAAAAAAAGAUACCAAAGCCUACUCCACCUAUAAAUCCUGGAUUAUUUUUAUAGUGCAGACAGCUGUGAAUUUUCCAAAAGCGGCUACAAAGAAAAGCAAUGAUCAACAAAAACACGGAAAUAAGAUCAACAUCCAUCCCGCAGCCCUCUCUAGUUUGAAAAGAAACUAGUUAACAUGAGCUCUUAUGUUGACAGCUGCAAUCUCAGGCAAACAAGCGAGACAACUUCUCCUAACACUAUGUUUAGUUUCGAUGUGUCUGGGCGCACGUCCAGCCGCUAUGAGGGUGUUAAUGUGAGCGGGAUAUUCACUUGUCCCGUCCCCACGACCUCUGCUGAACGGGAGGAGAUGAAAACUAGCUUGCGUGGCAGUGCGGAUACUCCUCUCCCGGCAGGACCACAGAUAACCAUGGUCUCCAGCAGCUCGUCCGUGGACGACGCAGGCGGGCUCAGCUACGGCAGCAGCACUCUGCUAGGACUAGGGGCGGAUAGAGACCCGGAGAGGAGCGCGAAAUCCGGCGGCAACAAGAGCCAAGCGAGCGAGAGAAACGCGGAGAAGACGCAGGCGGUGGAAAGAACCACAAAAGUGAGCCAGCGGCAGGACAGUGAGCAGCGGCCACAGAUUUAUCCAUGGAUGACAAAACUGCACAUGAGCCACGAAUCGGAGGGUAAGCGCUCCAGGACCAGCUACACCCGCUACCAGACUCUGGAGCUGGAGAAAGAGUUUCACUUCAACCGCUACCUGAGCCGCCGCAGGCGCGUGGAGAUAGCGCAUACCCUAUGUCUGAACGAGAGACAGAUCAAGAUUUGGUUCCAGAACAGACGGAUGAAGUGGAAGAAGGACUCAAAGAUCAAAGUGAAGGAAUAAAAAGACGAGAAAAGACGUGUAGCAGUGAGCACAUAUUGUCAGCCCCACACUGCUGCUGCUGCUGCUGCUGCACCACAGUGCUGGAGCGGCGCGUGACCUCCGGAUGAACUGCAAGGAGCAAUGACAUCAUGACACCGCUCUGUGUGCUUCAUCACCAAUUAUGUGUCACUUGCUGCAGUUUGGAACCUAAUGUAUUGAAUAUCACUCACUUUGAUCAAUCGGUUUACAUUUCUAAAUUAAUUUGCUGCCCAUGCGAUGAUAACCUCACUUUGCUGCACGGAGGGGACACGAGGCUGAGGGGGAGCUGCUGGGUCCUUCAUGCUGCAAGGCGCAAUGCUCUGCAGUGCACUGAGAGGCUGCACAACCAUACUAAUAAUCUGCGUUUUAAUUAGGGUAAAAGUAGAGGAGGUUGGGUGAUAGACGACUCUUGAUCAUCAUGUAAGAGAACGUAUAUGGUCAAAGGCGCAACAAACUACGCAGAAAUCUCCAGACUGCUUUGGAAAUCAUAUUAUCAAACAGUUUUCCUGCAGUAUAAACUACCUUUUGUUCUUUGUUCUGUUUGUUAUGUUGCAGUGCAAACAUAAAGUUAGAAUGUGUGAUGUGUUCAGUGAGUUCAUGUUUUUGACUGGAGUUAUGUCCAUGUUGUGUAUUUUCUUUGUGAAUCCAAAUCAGUGUAAUGCAGCGACUGUGUGUGAUAAUAUUGUGAUGUGCAAUGAAGCCAUUUCUGUACACUCUGUAAACUUAAGGUGCCUGGUUUAAAACAAGGCCCAGAAUAAAUGAUAGAUGGCUUAAUUGUUGAUUGUAACGAAUAAAAUGUCACCAUGGAAAACA